This is a messenger RNA of Mya arenaria, 5815 nucleotides long. RefSeq lists its product as uncharacterized. NCBI's taxonomy places the organism in Eukaryota, Metazoa, Mollusca, Bivalvia, Myida, Myidae. The coding region runs from base 531 to 2759 and encodes 742 amino acids. The transcript is spliced from 3 exons. The record is from RefSeq and is a predicted model, not a curated record.
UGCAAAAUGACAUGUUAGCAUGCACGUAUGUUUUCCGUAGCAAACGAAGUGUUUAGUACCAAAUAUAACUGUUUAUAUAUGUAAGAUAAACCUUCUGUGAUGCAAGUAUUGGAAGGAACAGCUUUGAUUUGAAGGAAGACGCUUCACAUGGAACAAUAGUUUACAAGUCUCUGGGAGUGUUAAGUAAACAAUCAAAGUUCUAUUUUGUACUGCUCUCUAGUUCAAAACGAAACAAGGAAGGUAAUUAUCAAUUUGCCAGACAUGUAAAACAAAUUGUGCAAUGAUCGUGAAAUGAUACCGAAACUAAUUAAAACUGACACAAAGGAAUACUAGUAAACUACUUAGGACAGUGAGAAACAAAUCCAUCAGGAAAAAUAAAAUUCACGGGACUAACAUGGCGCAUUUAUUGAAUAUAGAAACAAGUCAAACAAGACAGAAGUUGUGAUUGAACUGUCAGACAUCUACGCCAGACACAUUGAUCCCUGUCACAGGUAAGGGACACAAACUGUACACACAAUUAUAAUAAAAAAAUGGAAAGUAUAGAACCGAAUCCAUCUAAUUCAGUCAAAACAACAGGGACGCGUCAAGAGACAACACCGUUACUAGACCCGCACCCACAGUCGUGCAAACACCACAAGACAGAAGUUGUAAUUGACCUAGCAACAACCUACACCAGACACACAAUCCAUUCUACUGUUGAGGGAAUUACCGAACCAUUUGUACAUACAUCUGAGAAACACCCCUACUGCUUUGGAGUGGAUGCUGAAGGGACUUUUGCCUUAUUUGACAAAAAGGCACAAGACAAGUUAGAAGCAACCACUCCAAAUGGAAAGGAAACUCUGUUCUGCUUGAAUACCGUCAUGCAAUGCCUUCCAUACAAGCGCAAGCCUUAUCUUCGAUUUCCCGUUCCAAACAUACUGGGAUAUUGGCAACAGCUGUUGACAAUAUUUGCAUGUGUGUUUAAAUUCCAUUGCAAAGAAGUAGAAAAUUACAUAUUACAAACGCUUGAUGUUCAAAUAUCAAGUGGAGUCAUCCAAUGGGUAAUAAUACUUCCAGUUAGGACAUACGUACAAGGCAGAGCUACAAUCAGGAAAGCUGCAGAAAAAGCUGGACUCAACAAUGAUCGAUGUCGUUAUGUUUUCCCUACAGACAUUUUAGCUCUCCACAUUGCACAGCAUGGAAUUAGAAAUGAAUCAAAAUCCACACUUGAAAGGGAAAAUUCACACACAGCAUGUGUUUGUUUUGAGAGUGGAAUCAUUCAAGCAGGUAUAUAUGAAAUGUUUCAUGAUGGUACAAUAUGCAGCAAUGUUCUAAACAUGAAACAUAAUUUCGAGGGUGUAUCCAUAUUGGAUUACAUUGAGCAGAUUUUCUGUGAUGUAUUUUCAAUGGAUUUUAUUCAUUUGUACAUAGGAAAACACAUGCAUAACUAUCACAUUCUGAUCAGCGAUUUCGAGGAACAGAUCAAAGUGUACGAUAUCAACACUGCAGAAGUUAGUUUGCGAUCUGAACAUUUGGUACAAGAAGCACAGAAGUAUCAGUCUAAGCCAGUUGACGAACUAAUUUCAAAAUCAAAGUAUAGAGAUAUCUUGAGGUACAAUGAUACAACCUCAACACUGUAUCUGUCAAGAAAGGGGAUACAGAAGAUAUUCGAUGAAGCCCUAUCCAAUAUUGCUAUCAACUUGAAACCAAUAUUAGUAGCUGGGAACAUUUUUAAAUGUUACAUGUCAGGGGAGCUAAUCGAAAGUUCUUACUUUCAACAAAGAGUACAACAGGAAUGUCAAUAUAUCAACGAUAGCCUAUUAGGAGGCUUAGCAUGCAAAGAAGGAGAAACAGUUACAUCUGACUACACAUAUGGCCAUGUCGCUAUAGAGAAUUUCAAUGAAGAGUUCCACUUAGAGCAGUAUAAGACCCCGGACACUUCUGUUGAGGAAUGUGCAAUUUGGAUUUUUAAACCUCUGAUUAAAAAGGGGCAGCAGCUAACUGCUUCCAAUGAAUUUGUUUGGAGUGAAUCAGUUACUUUCAAUUCAAAACGAAGUAAAGAAACAGACCAUCAAGCUCUUGUAAUGAGAUCAAAAUGUGAAGAUCCAAAGUCUAUAGACGAAAAGGGAUGUGAAGUGGCAGCCACAGUAAAGGUCCAUCCUCCUCUUGAAGGCUGGCAAGAUGAAGUAGAGUUCAAGUUCAAACUCACUAUUACAGAAGACGGACCAAUGAUUGAAGCACUUGACAUGAAAUCAGACAAGCUUUACCCCGCUGAAUACAAACGGAGUAUCGAAAUGCUAAAGGGUCCAAAGUUGGACGCAAUGCAAAGCGCAAUGUUGACAGUAUUACAACCUGAUAGUAUUAAGAGAAGAGCAACAUAUACAUAUGGACUCAGCACUUAUCCACCAUUCCGGAAGGGAGAGCACGCAGAACACCUCAAGUUUAUUGACAGUAAGGGCAAGGCCAGAUGUUUAAAUGUAAUAAAUAAGCUGAUAGGGAAAGACCAGCCACUUCAACAUGGACAAGUCUUCUCUGCACAAGUAGAAAUACCCCAGGACGAGAUUUCAAUUUCCACUCUCCUCUACCGCUCCUCUUAUGAGAACCCCAAAACUGUUCAACAAUGGGAGGCGAUAUCCAAUACGAUGUCACAUCUUGGCUUCGUAAGACGGCCCUGCAAUGUUGCACAUUACGAGAUAAAGCUGGUUGUGGAAGACACUGACCUCGUGUUCAAAGUCAUCAACACGGGAACUGGAGAAUCACGGGAAAUGAUUGUGAAAUGAUAAUGUUAGUGCUAUGUGUAUACAAACAUAGAAAAAACAUCGGUAAAGGUAUACUUAAAUUAGGAUUAAAAAACAACAAUAAAAUUAAUUUUAUUUUCGGUCCAAUCAUUGUCAAAUAUCAAAAUAACAAAUAAUUGGUAACAACAAUAGUAAUAGAUAGAUAAUAAUUAAAGUCAUUUUAGCAACAUCAAGAUGAAGGAUUAACAUCGAAGCUCCUGAGAGUGGUCCUUCAAUUAUGGAAUGCCAUAACUUUCACAUCAAAGAUAUGAUACCUUGGACAUCAAGUCUAUGCACGUGGGCAUGGCUUUACUGUUUGUGUCGCCUGCGUCUUUAUCAGUGGAUAUCGUCUACGUCGUUGUUAUCAUAAUUUCGUAUCCGAUCAAUAGCUUUUGAAAGAUGAUGUGCAUAGUCUUCACACGUAUUCUAUAUGAAAAUAAACUGUGGUAUCUGCAGAAAGUGAGACACAUUGACGCUUUAAAUCAAAUGUACUUCUUACUUCUAACAUUAUUGAUGCAUGUAAUAACACCCAAAGAUGUAUGAUCAAUUAACUAAGUUAAUAGUUUUCGAAAGAAAGCUUGUUUUUAAAUCGAACCAUAAAAUCCAAGUAGGCUCGUCUAAAAUCAUACGCUUUGCGCAGUGUACAGGACUUUCAUUCAUUUGAUUCCUUUUGUUAUUCUAAGGAUUCUUAGGAUUCCUUAGUUAUUCCAUAUCAGUGUCCUAGCUGUUUUCAAUGAGUGGAAGUCUUCAAUUUGUUUAAUUUUAUUCUAGGCUUUGAGGACAUCAUUUAUGAAUGAAAUUUCUUUUGAAAUUUUGUUUUAUUUCUAUAAUUAAUGAUCUUCUUUUUAAGAACUAUUUUUCAAUAACUCUUGUUUUGUCGUCUAAAUAUCUUUGAACCCAGGCAGCUGUUAGAUGUUGUAUUCCACCGUUUUCAUUGAUUUGGUACAAUAUAUCUCUUUUUAUUUUGUCUGACUUCUUGUCCAAAAUAAGUUUGAAGAUAGCUUGUAUUAUGUUUUCAAAAUUAUUCUUGCUUGCUUGGAUUUGCAGUGAAAAGGUAGAUGAUUUUUGGUCACGCAUAUGUUUCCACUACCAGGGGCGUAGCUUGGCAUAAAUAAAUGUGUAUGCCCCGUUGUUCUAGGGGGGUCCGGGGGCAUGCCCCCCCCCCCCCCAAUUUUGAAAUCCUAUAUCGCCGCAGCUGUAUUUUGGGGCAUUUUUGUGGCAUAUUUUGUAGGAAAAAAAUCUUAUAAUUUUGCAGUUUUUGCCAAGCUGAAAAGUAUAUUCCAUACAUGUUCUAAAUUAGUUCAAACGUUCAUCAAAAAAGUAAAUUAACGAUAAUUGACUACGAUAGCAUAACUCAUUAAUGUUAGUUUUCUGUGUCCCCAUUGUUUUAGUAUUUAAUACAAUUAUUCUACUUCUUUAUGUAUAUAUGUGUCUUAUGUUUUCGUUUAUCUUUAUAUAAUGUCAUACUGUACAGUUGAGCAUUCUGAAGUCAAAAUCAAUGUUUUAUUAUUGCAAAAUUUCAUCUUUAUGUUUUUGAGCCUGUCAUUUCGUACCAACUCUAAUAAUCAUGGAUUUAUUUGUGUUGAGAUUUAGAUCAGAACAUUUUGAAAUUUAUUCAAAUGUAUGUAUGUAUGUAAACCGUCUCCGUGGCCAAAAGACGUUAAAAGUUGGUACACGAAGCUCCCUUGCCUUGCGCUCGGCAUUUAAAGGGAAGUGCUUGAAAAAGUGGUGUACUCAGUACUGGUUUAACCCAGGAAAGUUGUACCCCGUGUAUCAGUGCUUUACACCGAGCACGUAAGAGAACCAAGGGGACUCUUCGAAAAAGAGCUAGGGCAUAGCACCCGGACUUCCUUGUAUCCCAACACUAUCUCUUUAGAGUGCUGUCCCUUCAGCUAAAAUCAAAGGACCCCGUUGGAAAUAAGGUCUAAAGAAAUACAUACAUACAUUCCAAUGAAUUAAUCAAAGAUUUUUUCAUUAAAAUUCGUUACAUCAUCCUCGAAAAAUGGUUGUUUUAUAUCUGCAUUGCCCAUUUUAAUUCCCUUGAUAUCAGCGUUUUGUUUUAUAUAGCCUGAAAGACUGUGUAGGGACAAAUGAAGAAUAAAAUGGGAGAAAGUAGACGUCUUUGGCGUUCUCCUAAAAGUGUUUUUUUAACUCAAAAUUUGCAAAAUAUUUUGUUUUGAUUUCAUUAUUUCCACGUACAUUGCUUUUGACCUAUGAAGUUCGUCAAGUCACUGUAUGUUCUGUAUGAGUGCUUGUGUUAUAUCAAUAUAGGAGUUGGUGUGUAUGUAUCAACACUUUUAAUUUCUCUCUUUAGACUUUCCUCUUCUGUUUUAAGCAUUCUCUUUAAUGCCAUGCAUAUUUUAUUGUUGUGUUUGUUGUUUCCCACAAUGUAUUUGAAUUUGCAGAUUCAUUGAAAUGUUUUGUUUCUUGUAUUGAUUCCUUUAUAUAUUGAUUUCACUUAUAUUCCGCGUCUAAUAAAAAAAUAUAUUUAAAUUAAUUAAGUAUUCAGAACCUGUCGCUUUUUAAGUUGUUUAUCGUUAUUAAUACAAUUGAAUGAUUGCUUUUAUAUCCUGGUUGUAUCAUGCUGUUUAAUACUUAUUUUUUUUCGAUAUAAGGAAACAAUCUGAACGACAAUGUAUAUGCAGUUUUAAAUUUGAACCAGGUAUAUUGCGUUUUAGAAGGGUAAAGUAAUCGCUAUAUAUCAACUAAUACACAACAGUUCAUUAUACUACGUAUUUUAUCUCUACAUUUUUUAUGUGUGUGCGUUUUGCCGUUGGUGUUGUCCGGUGUGCAAUUUAGAAAAUUAAUAAAAUCUCCACCAACAAUAAACGUUUUAUCGUUAUUCUCCAACAAAUAUUUUUGUAGCACAUCAAAUAUAAUAGGUUCGCUUUGACAUUGUUGCACCAACCUAAUUGUCUGCUUUAUUUUCGUAAUUCUGAACACAUGACAAAAAUUCAAAUAAGUACAUGUUCUAUGCGAUGACGUGGAAUUCAGCAUUUUAAAUACUUUAACAUAUAGAAGCAUGACAUUUAGAAAUCGUUAUGCAUUUGCACCGAUAA